AGACAUGCGUGAAGCGUUUCAGACUGCUACUGUUGAUGAUAUGGGCGAGGAGUGAGCGACUGUAGAUGCUUGAGUGACAUGGGGUGUGUGAGUGAGAUGAGAGCUGUGAGACUAUGUGGGGAUGUGGAAUGAGUCAGAGUGUGUGUGUGUGAUGAAAUGUAGAGGCAUCCAGGAGCAUGUUGAGGCAUGCAGGGACAUAUAGGUGUGGGCAUGUGGUGGCAUGGCUGUUGAAAAAUCUAGAUGAAAAUAAACCUUUCAUCUGCCUCUGCACCUCCUCCACAAUUCUGAGUCCUGACUGUGUGUGAGCAGGUACACGUGGGGAGGGGGGUUACUCGGGCAGUUGGGGCAUCGUACACUGCAGGCUCGAGGCGGCACGUGUGAGGUGCUGCCGAGAAGGGUUGUGGCGUUAGAAGGAGUGGUGGUGAAACAGGUUGCAUGUGGACGCACUCACACAUGCGCUGUCACCGACAGGGGGGCUCUCUACAUCUGGGGUGCUGGAAGAGACGGCCAGCUAGGCACCGGCCCCACCUCCUCCUCCUCCACUCCCCCCUCCUCCUCCUCCUCCUCCUGCCCGUCCUUCCAGCACUUGCACACUGGCUUUCGUAACCAUUCCAUGAGAGGGGGCGGGGUAGCUCCAGCGUUUGGCGGGCUGUUUCAGGGGGGGUUUGGAGCAGGGGCGAGUGCGGGCGGAUGCUCGUCGCUGGACUUUGUAAGAGGCUUGGUGCAGCGCCUGCCCCUGCUGCUCAUGCCCAAGGGAGUGCGGCUGGUGACUUGUGGGCAGGACCACACACUUGUCGCCAUGGCGGAUGAUCAAGUGCUGGGCUGGGGCUACAACAGCUGCGGCCAGGCCGCCACAGGGAGAGAGUCGUACGCGUGGAUGCCCAUGCAUGUGGACUGGUGUGUGGGCAGAGUGCAAUCCCUGGCAGCAGGGGGUGGCCAUUCCGCAGUGCUCACUGCAGCGGACUCCCUCAAGCUCCUCACCGAGUUCCGAUUGGCCCAUUCCCUCGACUUCUCCCUUCGCUGCCCGGGAAAAAGACCAGACUGCCCAAAAAGCUGCACCGUCCUGCCCGGGACAAGCGAAAGCGGCGGAGAAGAAGAGGACGAGUCAGUGCCCUUGCGCCGUCAGCUGGAGUUGGCUCAGCGAAUCGUGGAGGAGGCUCACCGACUGGGGGCUGACUCCCUCGUGCGAUACAGCCUGCAGUUCUGGCUGCGAGUCACGAGUGACAUCGACCCAGACAUGGAUGAGAAGGAGCAACCGGCAGCAGGCAGACGCCGCCAAAUCAUCAUGGUGUAGUUACUGUAAUUAUAGGGUGGGUGCAUGUGCAAAUAUCUCGUAUACAUGGUUCACGUUCCAACAUCUUGCACAAAUACCUAUGUACAUUUUGUACAAGCCAUCAGAUCUUCCAGGCACCAAUCCUACGGUCCAUAGCAUCACACCCCAAGAACCUUGUCCUGAGGCAUUUCGGGCCUGCAUUGUGGAGCGUGACUACACUUCUCAUCACAUAACUUGGUGUCAGACAGCUGCAUGUAGGUAGGUAGUUAAUUCCAAACAUUUAUUACA
This is a messenger RNA of Closterium sp. NIES-67, 1561 nucleotides long. The record is from the annotation of a GenBank genome assembly. Lineage: Eukaryota; Viridiplantae; Streptophyta; Zygnematophyceae; Desmidiales; Closteriaceae.